AUGGCCAUGACAGUGAUGAACUUCCAAAGAGGUCAUCCACAUGAUGACCAAAGUUACAUCGGUGAAGACCGCUUCACUGUCUCUCCUCUCCCUCCAGCUGCAUUAGCAUCAUUACCAGAGGCUGCUACGUCAACACCUAUGAUGCCUGAGUCACCUGCUGCGUCUGAUAUCCUCCCGACAGUGUCGGCUGCGCCGGUGCCUCCUACCCCAGCGCCUCUUCUUACUUUGGUGUCUCCAUCUUCACCUGCUGCUUCUGCUCCGGCUUUAGGUUCAGAAACUCCGGUCUCAGUGGCUCCUGCUCCAGCUCAACCUUACCUGGACCCCACUUCGAGCACACCUACAUCGUUUUUUCAACACCGAGCCCCCUUUCUACGUGGCUUUAUUGGUGUGCCUCCACCAACGGGUUCCUUUAUUGAUCCGUCAACAAGAGAGUUGACCUUGGUGCAGGGGUCCGGUACCGCUGUUCUUAGUCCUCGUUACCGUUCAACCUGGUGA
Homalodisca vitripennis (glassy-winged sharpshooter) is the source of this 495-nucleotide messenger RNA. Its product is annotated as predicted GPI-anchored protein 58. Lineage: Eukaryota; Metazoa; Arthropoda; Insecta; Hemiptera; Cicadellidae. Bases 1 to 495 code for a protein of 164 amino acids. The transcript has 3 exons. The record is from RefSeq and is a predicted model, not a curated record.